This is a messenger RNA of Pelmatolapia mariae (spotted tilapia), 2980 nucleotides long. RefSeq names its product alanyl (membrane) aminopeptidase-like b (gene anpeplb). Gene Ontology annotation, cellular component: cytoplasm; plasma membrane. Gene Ontology annotation, molecular function: zinc ion binding; metalloaminopeptidase activity; peptide binding. The coding region runs from base 1 to 2901 and encodes 966 amino acids. The record is from RefSeq and is a predicted model, not a curated record. The transcript has 20 exons. Lineage: Eukaryota; Metazoa; Chordata; Actinopteri; Cichliformes; Cichlidae. Gene Ontology annotation, biological process: proteolysis; peptide catabolic process.
AUGCCACUGAAGUUUGGAACGUCCAAGGCUAUCGCCAUCGCCUUUGGUGUUCUGACCGUCUCUUCCAUCGGCGGCAUGUUCACCAUGAUUAUUCUGUUCAAGGCUCAGACCCAAAACAUUACCAUGACGCCACCUCCAACCCUGCCGCCCACCACCUUGGCCCCACCGCCAGACAUGCGGCUGCCGAAGAGCUUGGUACCUCAGAAAUACAAAAUUGUACUCGCAGUUCACCUCUACACUAAAAUCAUAGAGGAGGGGAACGGCUCCAAUCCCAACAUCACCACUCCGAACCAGACCAUGAUCUUCACGGGAAACUCGACUGUCCACUUUCAAUGUGCCCAAAAGACGAUGAGCAUCUUUCUCAACAGCAGGAACCUGAUUGUUUCCUCGCCGGUAGUGUUGAACAAAGAUGCAAAAAGGAAUAUUAAAGUGUCUGGAUUGAAACACCACGAUGAUGAAAGUGACUUCCUCGAGCUCGAAUUGAUGGACGCCUUGGAGGCAGGAGGGAACUACUCUUUGUAUUUGUCUUUCCACGGCGAAGUCUCGGAUAAUCUGGAAGCACUGUAUCUAAGCAGAUAUACUGAUGGUAUCUUUGACUAUGAAAGUGUAGGUGAUCCAAAUGCGGACAGAUUCAUUGCUGCCACCAAUCUGCAGCCAACAGAUGCCAGGAAAGUGUUUCCUUGUUUCGAUGAGCCAGACAUGAAGGCUGUGUUUGAACUGACCAUCAUCCACAGGCGAGAAACCAGAGCUCUGGGAAAUGCAGCCCCUUAUGAAAGCAACAUUAUAGAUGACGAAUGGCAAUACACUAUCUUUAGAGCAACACCAAAGAUGUCCACCUACUUAUUCGCCUUCACAGUGGUCGACGACAGCUUCAAAUCCACCACCUCUCCAAUCUCCAAUACUGAUCGCGUGGAGAUAAAUACGUAUGCUCGUCCUGAAGCCAUCGAUGCAGGACACGCUGAUUAUGCUACCGACAUCACCAGAAAGCUCCUUCGAUUCUACGAAAGCCAAUUUGAAAUGAAAUAUGCAAUGGAAAAAAUAGACCAGAUUGCACUGCCAGACUUAUACCCUGCUGCAAUGGAAAACUGGGGACUGAUCACAUACCAGGAAGGAUUCCUGCUCUAUCAGGAAGGAGUCUCCUCCCUGUUGCACAAGGAAGAUAUUGCCACUGUCAUUGCACAUGAACUGGCACACCAGUGGUUUGGAAAUGUGGUGACAAUGAAAUGGUGGAACGACCUUUGGCUGAAUGAGGGCAUUGCUACCUACCUGUCUUACUUUGCUGUAGACAGUGUGGAGCCUACGUUCAAUAUAAAAGAAAUAUCCAUCAUGAAUGACCUCCAUGAUGCAUUUAGAGAGGAUGCUUUGGCCUCAUCCCACCCUCUCAGUCCUGCAUCAAAAGAGAUCGAGACGACAAAUGACAUCCUUGGAAUGUUUGAUUCGAUCAGCUACAGCAAGGGCGCAAUUGUGCUGAGAAUGCUGUCAAACCAUGUGGGAGAAGUUGUUUUCAACAAAGGGCUCCAAAUGUAUCUCAAGGCCUUUCAAUAUGGAAGCGUAGAAAAGGAUGACCUCUGGGAGUACAUACAAAUGAACCGCGUUGCCAAAGCUGUCCGCAACACUGAUGACAUCGCUGGAUUCAUGAAUCCUUGGACCACCCAAAGUGGCUAUCCUGUCAUUACCAUCAACACUACCGAUGGACAAGUCUACCAGAAGCAGUUUCUCUUCAAUAACUCUGCCAAUUCCUCGAAUUCAUGGACAGUGGAGAUUGAGUUCAUCUCAAAUGCGUCGUCUAAAUUUGAGAAAGUGUAUUUGUAUAACAACAAGCCAGUAAACAAAGAAGCUUUCAUAGCUAAGAAUGGUGAAUGGUUCCUGGCAAAUAUCAACUGCACCGGAUACUACAGAGUCAAUUACAAUCCAGAGAACUGGGAACGCCUUCUAGCUCAGCUGCAGAAGAAUCGACAUAAUAUCCCGAUGUUGAACAGAGGGCAGCUUAUUGAUGACGCAUUUAACUUGGCAAGGGCUAAACUUGUCAACGUGACUCUGGCUCUGAAUUCAACCCUUUUCCUCACAAAAGAGACAGAGUUUCUUCCCUGGGAGUCAGCGGUCAGGAAUCUCGAGUACUUCAUCCUCAUGUUUGACCGCUCUGAGGUGUAUGGACCCAUGCAGACAUACCUGCGGGAACAGGUUAGAGAGCUGUAUAACUUCUUCAAAACCUACACGGACGAUGACAGCGUCCCACAGAACGAUCACUCCUUACAGUACACCCAGCUCUUAGCCAUAAAGCUGGCAUGUUCCAAUGGGCUCCCAGAAUGCGUAGAGAUGGCUAAGCAGAAGUAUGCCGCCUGGAUGGAGAGCAAAAUUACCAACAGCAUCCACCCAAACCUGCGGUCUGAAAUCUACUGCCAAGCUGUGGCUGCUGGUGAGAAGGAAGAGUGGGAAUUUGCCUGGGACAUGUAUCAGACCUCCAGCAACACCUCGGAGAAAGACCAACUCCGUCGUGCUCUGUCCUGCACCAAGAAGAUCUGGUUGCUCAGCAGAUACCUUGAUUACACUUUGGACCCUGAGAAGAUACGUCUGAUGGACGUUGCUUCUACAAUUUACUACAUAGCCCAGAACUCAGCGGGGCAGGCGCUGGCCUGGAACUUUAUCAGAGCAAACUGGGACUACGUCAGCCAAGGGGACGGGGCGAUGCUGAUUGCAGGAGUGACCAGCAGAUUCUCGACCGAGUUUGAACUGGAAGAGCUCAUGCGUUUUCAAAAUUAUGAGCUGGGUGGUGCCUCCAGGGCUGUGUCUCUGGCCAUCGAGCAAACCCAAGUGAACAUCCAGUGGGUCAAAGAGAACAAAGACGUUGUUCUGCAGUGGUUCGAACAAAAAACUUCUUCUGUAAGACAAAAGGAGUACUAACAGGUUCAGAGCCUCCGAUCAGAUUGCCAGUUUAUUCUCUCGAAGCUGCACAUUUUUAGUCAAUAUGACUUUACAAGAA